AUGCUGAGUACAAUACGAUCUAGAGUGAAUCAAAUUGCUGAGGGACAUCAGAGAUACCAUUACAAAUUCAACAUCUCAGAGCACGGCUCAAGCUCCAACACGGUCAACAGCACAUGGUAUGAUCGUCGAGGGGAUGCCUUAAAAUAUGCAUUGCCUGACAACAAUUGUGGCAGUCGAAUACUGCUCAUAACACGCAUUGGUGGGGUAACUUCUACCUCUUGCGUAGAAUCCCAAGGUAACAUCUAUGUUGUGAAGGCAUUGUCUCCAAAAGAGUCUUGGAUUCUAUUUUGUUGGAAGACCUUCCAAGAGAACUACUGCCCUCCACAUUUAGAGGAACUUUCACAAAGUAUCUUGGAAAAAUGUGAGGGCUUGGCCAUUAUAAUUGUGGAAAUUGGUGGUGUUUUGGCUACCAAAGACAAGACUAGAAUGGAUGAAUGGGAAAUGGUUCUGCGCAGCCUUGGUGCAGAAUUGGAAGGCAGAGACAAACUUGAGAGAUUUGUAGAAGCGAAAGAAGGGAUGACUUCAGAAGAAGUUGCUGAAGGCUACCUUAAUGAGCUUGUUAGUAGAAGCUUGGUCCAAGUGGCAACGAUAUGUUAUGAUGGAAGGCUUAGAAGUUGCCACUUCCAUGACCUUUUCUGUGACAUUAUUAUUUCAAAGUCAAUAGAACAAAGCAUUGCAGGGAUCGUUGGUGAAGAAAACACAGGGUGGCCGGAAAAAGUUUUGGACCUAAGAGGUGCUUCUUUAGAAACAGUUCCAAAUGAAGUAGUUAAAUUAUUUCAUCUACGAUAUUUAAGCUUGAAGAGAACAAAGAUCAGAACUCUUCCCAACUCCAUUGGAGAACUUGAGAACCUUGAAAUGUUAGAUCUUAAGGACACCUACGUAACGGAGUUUCCUGUUCAGAUCCUAAAGCUCCGACGAAUUCGUCAUCUCUUGGUGUAUCGCUACACUUAUGAAGCUUAUCAACCUUUCCACAGAAUACUUGGUUUUAAAAUGAUUGUGGGAAUAGAAGCUUUCGGGUUCGAAGCAAGGAUGUCGUCCAAGUUUUUAGAAAUCGAGAAGUUUAAUGGCAGAAACAAUUUCAACCUGUGGUGGGUUAGGAUGCAAGCUUUGUUGGUUCAACAAGGGUUAUCCAAGGUGCUAAAAGGGAAGGAUGCACUGCCAGAAAAGAUCAAGGACAAAUAUGAGGUUAUGAAGAAAGCACACGGUACGAUUUUGUUGUGCUUAAGUAACGAGGUUCUGCGAGAAGUUGCUGAAGAGACUACAAUGGAUGGGCUGUGGAAGACGUUAGAGUCCCGAUAUAUGACAAAAUCUAUUACAUCUAAAGAAAUGGUUGUUCACUCUUCAGAUGCAUGA
Cornus florida is the source of this 1353-nucleotide messenger RNA. Its product is annotated as disease resistance protein RPM1-like. Gene Ontology annotation, molecular function: ADP binding; protein binding. Gene Ontology annotation, biological process: defense response to other organism. Bases 1 to 1353 code for a protein of 450 amino acids. The transcript has 5 exons. Lineage: Eukaryota; Viridiplantae; Streptophyta; Magnoliopsida; Cornales; Cornaceae. The record is from RefSeq and is a predicted model, not a curated record.